AUUUGUGAAUAACUGCUGGGUUGACUCAUCACCAUGCCUUUGAGGAAAGAGACAACCGUUCACCACCAGAGGGACUUAAAGCUUAAGGAAAAAGUCAAAAAGGCAAAGGAGCACCGCAAACAACGUAAACUGCGUAAAGAGAGUGGGGCGCCAGUGGGAAUCCCCCAGACCCUUGAAACACUGCGUACCUAUGAUGAAACAACAAUAGUGGAAACAGAUCCAGACCUGAUUGCAGAAGAGCAAGUUGUAAGUUUCAACACCGCCAAUUUUCCUUACCAUUCUUUGCAGGAUGAGGUUGCAGAUAUCUUUCGGAACGAGCGUACCCCAAAGUUGCUGCUCACUUUCUCUGAUCGCGUCUGCCCACGCACAAUUGGGUUUUGUAAAGAACUUACGAAAAUAAUUCCAAACAUGCGCAUAGCACCUAGAUGGCACUUGCCCUUGAAAAAAAUCAUCCCCAAGGCAAUCGAGCAUGGCUUCACAGCUCUGUUAGUUGUGAAUGAAGACCAGAAGAAGGUGAACACCCUCGUCGUCUCUCACCUACCCGAAGGUCCGACUGUAACAUUCCGAUUGUCGAAUGUUCGCCUACGUCGAGAGAUGCGUGGAAGACGCCGACCAAAGGACAUCGAACCGGACGUUGUGCCCCAUCUUAUAACGAGUCGGUUCACUACACGUCUUGGUCGCCGUACAGAACGUCUGAUAGCUGCUCUAUUCCCAGAUCGUAGUCGUUCCACACCGGAAGGUCACAGUCGUACGAUUGUCUUCCAUAAUCAACGUGACUUCAUUUUCUUUCGACAUUUCCGUUACCAGCAGCGAACUUCCCAUGCAAACGAGAAAAACAAAGAACCAGGCAAGUCCUACGUGGCCAUGAACGAAGUUGGCCCGCGCUUCACUUUAAAGUUGCGCUCCAUCCAGCAAGGCACAUUUGACAGUCAGUUCGGUGACUACGAGUGGGUCAGAAAACGUAGCGAAGUUGGUCGUAACCGCAGAACUUUUGUCAUGUAGUAGUUGUAUCGUUGGCCUUCAUCCUUGUAUAUACGUUGUACUGCCCCCGAU
Molecule: messenger RNA, 1053 nt
Organism: Opisthorchis viverrini
Lineage: Eukaryota; Metazoa; Platyhelminthes; Trematoda; Opisthorchiida; Opisthorchiidae
Exons: 2
Coding region: 34-1002 (322 amino acids)
Biological process (GO): maturation of LSU-rRNA; maturation of 5.8S rRNA
Cellular component (GO): preribosome, large subunit precursor; nucleolus
Molecular function (GO): rRNA primary transcript binding
Source: RefSeq, a predicted model, not a curated record